AUGCCCUCGCAGAGAGUUAAAUAUGCUCUUGCUCAUUUAUCGCGUGAGGAACAUACCGCGCAAUUAGCGCGUCCAAAUUGGAGAAGGCUUCGCAAAAUCGAUACAAAUAUCCUGGUGAGCCCUUUUACAGUUCGGCGCGCAGCUCUAAGGAGCCGCGCUACCAAGCGCAUCCGGAUUAUGGCGCAACCGAAAUUCCUAACUAAGAAAUAUGAUGCCGCCAUGGCGCCGCCAGUUUCCCCGCGUAUUCACCCCAAGACACUUGCGGCGAAAAGCAGCAGACGUAUUGUCGAUCUGGCGUUACCCAAAAGAAGAAUUCUACUGGAGAAUGUGAAAUUGGCAGCUACGAAAACCAUGAGGGCAGCCGUGGGCGAUCUGUUGGGGAAGGUUCGAAAGUCGCGGUACCAGCGGUAUCGCGUAUUCUGCAACGCGCGUCAAGAACGAGAAGCAAGGAAAAAGAGGAGACGAAUGGCCAAACUGCGCAAGGCUCUCACAAAACCGGAAGAUUGGCAAAGGCACAUGCGGGUUUUAGAAAGGCUGGCCGCUCCGAAGAUUGUCGUAAGGCCCAAAAAGAAGCCCGUAAGAAAAAUGGAUCCGUUGACGGUGUCAAAGCGGGCGCUCGCUUAUCGGAUCACCAAGCGAAUAGAGAGCCUCGCGGUUGAAAAAGAACGACCGGAGAUCAAAUUGCAAAUACCAGGCGCCGUUCGGCCGGCCGCGAUGAAAGCCAUCGCUUCCCAGAGAGUAAUCGCUUUGGCGAAACCCGCUCAACGUCCUGCGGGCAUGCAGACGGACUUACGCGAGGACGCCUUCGUUGUCUCGCCAAUGGCGUUAACGGCAAGAUGUUCCCGACGUCUCAAGACUCUCGCCAAACCGAGGAAGUACCCUACACCCGUCUUCAAGAGAUUGAAAACCGCGCUUAGACGAUGA
Messenger RNA from Cataglyphis hispanica, 924 nucleotides. RefSeq lists its product as uncharacterized. Lineage: Eukaryota; Metazoa; Arthropoda; Insecta; Hymenoptera; Formicidae. The record is from RefSeq and is a predicted model, not a curated record. Bases 1 to 924 code for a protein of 307 amino acids. The transcript is spliced from 7 exons.